This is a messenger RNA of Suricata suricatta (meerkat), 3094 nucleotides long. It is a transcript of the gene IER3IP1, whose product is annotated as immediate early response 3 interacting protein 1. The record is from RefSeq and is a predicted model, not a curated record. Gene Ontology annotation, cellular component: endoplasmic reticulum membrane; COPII-coated ER to Golgi transport vesicle; Golgi membrane. Gene Ontology annotation, biological process: endoplasmic reticulum to Golgi vesicle-mediated transport. The transcript is spliced from 3 exons. NCBI's taxonomy places the organism in Eukaryota, Metazoa, Chordata, Mammalia, Carnivora, Herpestidae. Bases 110 to 358 code for a protein of 82 amino acids.
CGUUUGGGGCCUGCCCGGCUCCCGUAGGAGAGCGCCGGCCGUGGCGGCGCCACGUCCCCUGCGGCGGCGGGGGAAAGAUCGGUUGGGCCUCGGGCGGCUCCGGGCAGCAAUGGCCUUUACGUUAUACUCGCUGCUGCAGGCGGCCCUGCUCUGCGUCAAUGCUAUCGCCGUGCUGCACGAAGAGCGCUUCCUGAAGAAUAUUGGCUGGGGAGCAGACCAGGGAAUUGGUGGAUUCGGAGAGGAGCCAGGAAUUAAAUCUCAGCUAACGAACCUUAUUCGAUCUGUAAGAACUGUGAUGAGAGUGCCAUUGAUAAUAAUAAACUCAGUUGCAAUUGUAUUACUUUUAUUAUUUGGAUGAAGAACAGUGGGGGAAAUGGAGACUCAGAAGAAGAGAUGCCAGCAGAAGUUACUACUUCGGUCAUUAUUGGAAUAUCCGUGUCUAAGCUGGUCGUCCUUGCACUUGACAAAAAUGUAAACCUGACAAUAAAACCAGAGUCCCUAUUUAUCUGAUUUUUUUACAAAUGUUGCAUUUAUAAUUUCAUUAUAAAAAAUUAGGUCAUCAGAGGCGGUAACUAUCCAGGAUUGGAAUGCAUUUGAUUGCUAACUGCUAAUAGAAGUUCAUGGUAUGGUAAAGAUUGGUAAAAGGGUACAGGACUGUCACUUAUAUGUUUAUAGAGAUUUUUCUCUCUCACUUCUCAGGGAUAAAUUUUUUUUCAAUGUUCUGCAGUUCCUUAUGACUUGGCUAUGAUGGGAAAGUGAUUAUCUUCCUACAUAAAAUGUAAAGAAUUUUUAAAAAGUGAUUACUACAGACGAAAUGAUAAUUAGCAGGUAAUUUGAAUAAUUUUACUUUGAACUCUUUAUUUUGUCUGUAUAUCAUCAUGGCUGUAACAGAAUCAAAUUUAUAGAACUAUUGAGCAAUACUCUCUGAUUUCAGGGAGAAUUCUAAUUUUGUAAGUCAGAUAGUCAAAUGAUGAUUGUGUUUUUAAGUUCUUUUCAUGCAUUUGUUAUUUUAUUAAUUGGCCUGAAUGAUGAGAACAGACCACUAUCUACAGAUUUCUAUUGGUAGGAAAAUCUGUGUAAAAAAGUCUAUGCCCUUUUUUCAGUAAUGACUUAUUUUUUAAAAUCUGCAUAAAUAUCAGGCAGCAAGAGCAAUCCUGAAUGAUCACAGUUAAACUAUACUAUGUAAGACUAUUGGGAAGUAUUUGCCUCUCCCCCAAAUUAUCAUGUUUCCAUUUUUUGGAGUAGCACAUUAAGGGGUAUAAUUCUUUAUUCUGCCUGUCAAUACAGAUUCAUGCUAGAUAAGUUUUUUGUUUUGUUGUUAUGUCUUAGACCAUCCCAUAUUUGCUCAUCCCAUAAUACAGUUUUAUGCAGGAAGAUUAAAACUAUGUAAAUGGUUUUUCAGGAAAUUCUUAGUUAUGAUAGUUUAAAGGGACAGAAUGCCAUCUUUGUUUAUAGGAGAACAUUUGUAAAUAAAGUUAAAUUUCCAAGUCAAGCGUUUGUUUUUUAUACCUUACCUGUUAGUGUUAACUGAAUCUCAUUUCAUGUAUGAUACUUGUUUUUUACUUGCUUUGCUGUAAAAUCAUGAGCAUAGACUUAAUGAAAGUAAAUAUCACAGUCACUUUUUUUCUUCAGUGAAUUAACUGAAUUGCUGAUUGCAUCAAAGAGACUCAUGAGCAAGUUUUAUUCCAUGACCUAAGUUACUUCUAGAACUUUGGAGCAGGUAUUGAAUGCCUGUUGGCCAGGCCUGAAUUAGAUGAUCUUUGGGCCACAGGCUUGCAGCUGAACCACAGAGAUGUACCUGGGAUUCUUAGUUGAUUAUCUGGCUCAUGUAAGUAACUCAACAUAUUUGGCAUUUAGAGACUGGUCUUUUGGCCUUAUGAAGAUUUGAUGCCGGAGCCCAAGUUUAAGCCACUGAACAGAUUCAAAAGAUGCAGUUAAUUGAGAGCACUCCCAGGCUAUACAGAAUUUUUAAAGGAAUGAAAAAAGAGACCUUGGCCUAAUGCCAUUUUUCAUGGAAAACUUUACAGCACAACUUCAUGCUCAUUUAGUGACAGGGCACUGCCUGAGGUCACAGGCUGUCGGAGAGCAGUCACUGCAGGGCAGGAUCAGAGGAUUUGGUAGCAAAGUGGUUCUGAGGAAAGUGAAGCACAUCAUCUCUGAAGGCCACUUAACACAGUUCUGGCUUCAGUGUCCUUGAGGCAGGGCUGGAAGCAUUCACGGGUUAGACCUGAUUUCCCCAGAGCAGCUGUGAUGCAGUAACCAUAGUAUCUCAUUUAGUUUGACAGUAACUUCAGUGUCUACUUGCCUGCCCACAACUUCUCCCUUAGCCAUUCUCAGUAUUAGCCAUUCGUGAUCAUUUGAGACUCCGAAUAUCCAUGUUUAUGGUCCUUAUGUAUUCCCUGUGUCUGUACACCUCUGACCCAUCAUGAAGGAUUUUGGUUCAAGUAUUUAGAUGUUAACCAAAUUCAUAUCCUAAGCCGUCCGUACAGUGGGUUUCAAAUUUUGUUAAUGGUAGAACCAGAUGCCAAAAGGGAGAAAACCAUAAUGUUCCACUAUCUAAAACAAAUGAGAGCAGUUUCCAGCUGACGCAGGGUUAGGGCCCAAAAGCCACUGUUCCGCCUCCGCCCUACUGUUGUCAUCCUUCCUGAAGCACGUCCACAAAACUCUUUUAAGUUAUCAAAAUGUUGGUUUAAAAGUACCUUUUUUGAAAAAAAAUCCCCAUUUUAGAUAGAGUAGGCAACGUGAUCUGUGGUCUGUAGGUGUAUGCUGUCACUUCAGUGUAUAUGUACUUAUGAAAUGACGAGAGAAAGCAAUAUAUAUUUGAAUAGUGAAAAGAAUGGGAAGCAGGAUAUUUCUGAUAUGCCAAGUAAAACCUUUUAUCACAAGACAAAUUUCCUAACACCUCUGUUGUUUUUAGUUGCUUCAUCUGCAAAGUUGGUCAAUAACUAUUUCAGAACAGAAGUCUGCUCUGGGUGAUGUAUAUAUGUAUGCCUUUUCCAGGUCCCUAACUUUGACUCUAGAUGUACCUCAGCCAAAGAGAUGUUAUCCUGAAGUCAAUGUUUUCGGUGAAAUAAACCACUUUCUGAGUGCCUCA